This is a messenger RNA of Dunckerocampus dactyliophorus (ringed pipefish), 1963 nucleotides long. RefSeq names its product surfeit 4 (gene surf4). Gene Ontology annotation, biological process: Golgi organization. NCBI's taxonomy places the organism in Eukaryota, Metazoa, Chordata, Actinopteri, Syngnathiformes, Syngnathidae. Bases 212 to 1021 code for a protein of 269 amino acids. The transcript has 6 exons. Gene Ontology annotation, cellular component: membrane; endoplasmic reticulum; endoplasmic reticulum-Golgi intermediate compartment. The record is from RefSeq and is a predicted model, not a curated record.
CCUGGAUCGUCAAAUCACGGUGCAUUGUGGGGCGGAGGCGGCCUUUCUCUGUGCGUCCAUACACAGCAAAGAAGCACAAGUCGGCACGUCUUUCAAGCAAAUAACGUUAGCAGGAGGGGAGGAAGAGUCUCAGCGAAGACAACAAAAACAGCUCACUUGCGUUGGGCUUAUCCGUGACUAUCGUUAUUAAUUAUCCGUUUAUUCCACAAACAUGGGGCAAGAGGAUCUCAUGAGCAAGGCCGAAGACGUGGCAGACCAGUUCCUGCGGGUCACCAAGCAGUAUCUGCCUCACCUGGCACGUCUUUGUCUCAUUAGCACCUUUCUGGAGGACGGCAUCCGCAUGUGGUUCCAAUGGUACGAGCAGCGGGACUACAUUGAGGCUACGUGGAGCUGCGGCUACUUCCUGGCCACAUGCUUUGUGCUCAUUAAUCUAUUAGGACAGCUUGGUGCUUGUAUCCUCAUCCUCAGUAGAAAUUUUGUACAAUAUGCCUGCUUUGGAUUAUUUGGCAUCAUUGCACUGCAGACUCUUGCCUACAGCAUUUUAUGGGACAUAAAGUUUUUGAUGAGAAACCUUGCCCUUGGAGGCGGUCUGCUUCUGCUGCUGGCCGAGUCUCGUUCGGAAGGAAAGAGCAUGUUUGCUGGAGUUCCGUCCAUGGGGGAGAGCUCGCCAAAGCAGUACAUGCAGCUGGGCGGCCGGUUAUUGCUGGUCCUCAUGUUCAUGUCUCUGGUCCAUUUUGACACCAGCUUCUUCUCCAUCCUGCAGAAUCUGGUGGGCACCGCCCUUAUCAUCCUUGUGGCCAUCGGCUUCAAGACCAAGCUGGCAGCACUGACCCUGGUCGUAUGUCUACUGGCCAUGAACGUCUACUUCAACGCCUUCUGGAACAUCCCUGCCUACAAACCCAUGCACGACUUCCUCAAGUACGACUUCUUCCAGACCACCUCGGUCAUCGGCGGCCUGCUGCUGGUGGUGGCGCUCGGGCCCGGUGGCGUGUCCAUGGACGAGAAAAAGAAAGAGUGGUAGGCGAAAAAAUGAAUAAAUAAAACAUGGAUCGCACAGCACCACUAACAUACCCCCAUACCGACUGGGACUCAAAGAUCUCCCCGCCCUCUGCUCUUUCUGUUGGUUCACCUGGAUACACAGGGUUUACUAUAUAUAUAUAUAUAUAUAUAUAUAUAUAUUUUUUUUUUUUUUUGGCCAAAACCUUAGAUAUUGAUCCACCUCACAACUGCUGUUUUGGUUCUAUUUUUCCAAACGUAGGCCCAUUUCAAUGAGUCAAUCAUAAUUCUUAUCUGUCCUGUGUGAGCGAAAAAUAUUUUAUUGUUCUUAUCGUUGAUGAACCUUCAUACGUUGUGACAAAGAGGAGAAAAUGCAGUAGUUGUGGUUGCCAGUGUGGAUGCUGAUCAUGUGGCCUAUCUCGAGAUAUCGUCAGCGUAUCAAUGAGACUCGGGGUGGGCACUUAUUUGACAGCAACUCACACACACUCCUCCUCCUGCGAAAGUCCUCCUUUCCAUUCAGCCGCGCACCCUCAAAGUAAACUUGACAGGCAACCCAUGUUAGGUGUGGAGGGGCCGGAGAGGUGUACUUUGUAUACUAAGUGGUGGAUUGUCAUGCUCGAUUUAGAAAAUCCCAACAAAGUUGUUAGAGCCAGGACUCAUCAUCGGGCACGUUGAAUGCCUAACUAGUGAACUAAUGGGUUAAAACGGUAUGUUGAGGGGUAACAGGUAGGGUGGAGGCUCUGUCUGUGUUUUUGUGAAACGCCAUAUUCUGAGAUCUAGGAACGCAAAGAGGACUAAGCAGAGUUACGCCAACCUUUUUUUUUUUGUCUCUGCUUAGUGCUUUUUGCCUUGGAAAAUGAAAUAUUCAGUGUAUUGAUUUUCAGAAGUUUAUAUUGUAUUUUUGAUCUUUUUGUUUUCGAUUUGGAGGUUCAUGGCAGAAAAUAAUAAUAAAAAAAAAUAAAAAUAA